Messenger RNA from Sphenostylis stenocarpa, 1188 nucleotides. The record is from the annotation of a GenBank genome assembly. Lineage: Eukaryota; Viridiplantae; Streptophyta; Magnoliopsida; Fabales; Fabaceae.
AUGAAUAAUUCUGUUUCAGAGAACAGUUUUAUCAUUGAGAGUGACGAAGAGGAUGCGGAGAAGGAUUUGAACAAAGUUGGAGAUGAUGGUAACGAGUCUGAUUCUUCCAGUUACUCCACGGAAAACCCUCCACAGCGAAAGCCCAGUUCUUACAACAUCUCAUGGCCUCAGAGUUACAGGAGGCACACUCCUGAAGCACUUCCUUCAGUGACAAAGCCUCUUUUACAUGAUACAGAAGAUGAGCAGCGCCAGAGACGUAGCUCCCAUACCUUGCUUCCUCCUCUUUCUUCUAGAAGAUCUUCUUUGAUUAAGAAGGAUUCCAAGGUUUCUCAUGAUGUUCCCUCUCGCCAAUGCUCUUUUGGACAAGCUGUACUUAAUGGUAAAUUUUUGAAUCUUGGCAUAAAUGUUCUUUGUGGUGUUGGAAUCCUUUCUACCCCUUAUGCUGCCAAAGAAGGUGGAUGGGUUGGGCUCUCAAUCUUGUUCCUUUUCGCAAUUAUUUCAUUUUAUACUGGGCUGCUCUUGCGUUCCUGUUUGGACAGUGAACCUGAGCUUGAAACAUACCCUGAUAUUGGCCAAGCUGCUUUUGGUACUACUGGACGUAUUGCCAUUUCAAUAGUAUUGUACGUGGAAUUAUAUGCUUGUUGCAUUGAAUAUAUAAUUUUGGAGAGCGACAACUUGUCUUCCUUGUUUCCAAAUGCACACUUGAAUUUGGGUGGAAUUGAACUGAAUUCACAUGUACUGUUUGCUGCGAUUACUGCCUUUGCUGUUCUUCCUACUGUUUGGCUUCGUGAUCUAAGCAUUCUCAGUUACAUAUCCGCUGGUGGAGUUGUUGCAUCAAUUUUAGUGGUUCUCUGCUUGUUAUGGGUUGGCGUAGAGAACGUAGGCUUUCAUAGCAAAGGGACCACACUCAAUCUUGCAACUUUUCCUGUUUCCGUGGGUCUUUAUGGUUACUGCUACUCUGGACAUGCCGUGUUCCCAAACAUUUAUACAUCCAUGGCAAAUCAAAACCAAUUCCCUGCAGCGCUCUUAGCAUGUUUUGGUAUUUGUACUUUUUUGUAUGCUGGAGCUGCUGUUAUGGGAUACACAAUGUUUGGUGAAGCUAUACUCUCUCAGUUCACUCUCAACCUGCCUCAAGAAUUGGUAGCAACCAAGAUUGCUGUCUGGACUACGGUAUACUUCCUGUCUUAG